AUGGCUCUGGGCCCCGAGCCAGUGAGCAGGUCCCCCGAGCUGGCUGCGACGGGCAGCCCUGUGCCCGAACCGUCUGGUGCCCCCAACGCAUCCAUCAAUGGCUCCUGGGCCGGCACAGCGGAGCCCAGCUCCCUGGAGGACCUGGUGGCCACUAGUGCCAUUGGGGCAGCGCUCUCGGCCAUGGGCGUGGUGGGUGUGGCAGGCAACGUGUACACGCUGGUGGUCAUGGGCCGCUUCCUGCACGCCUCGGCCUCCAUGUCCAUCUACGUCAUCAGCCUGGCGCUGGCUGACCUGCUCUACCUGCUCAGCAUCCCCUUCAUCGUGGCCACCUAUGUCACCAAGCAGUGGCACUUUGGCGAAGUGGGCUGCCGGGUCCUCUUCAGCCUGGACUUCCUGACCAUGCACGCCAGCAUCUUCACCCUGACCGUCAUGAGCAGCGAGCGCUAUGCCGCCGUGCUGAGGCCCCUGGACACAGUGCGGCGCUCCAAGGGCUACCGCAAGAUCCUAGCUCUGGGCACGUGGCUGCUGGCCCUGCUGCUGGCCCUGCCCAUGAUGCUGGCCAUCCGGCUGGUCCGCAGGGGCCGCAAGAGCCUCUGCCUGCCAGUCUGGGGCCAGCGUGCCCACCGCACCUACCUGACGCUGCUCUUCGGGACCAGCAUCGUGGGGCCCGGCGUGGUCAUCGGGCUGCUGUAUGUGCGCCUGGCCCGGGCCUACUGGCUGUCCCAGCGGGCCUCCUUCCUCCAGACGCGGCGGCUGCCCAACCCCAGGGUGCUCUACCUCAUCCUGGGCAUCGUGCUGCUCUUCUGGGCCUGCUUCCUGCCCUUCUGGCUGUGGCAGCUGCUCACCCAGUACCGUGGGGCCCAGCUGCUCACGCCCCGCGCCACGCGCAUCGUCAACUACCUGACCACCUGCCUCACCUACGGCAACAGCUGCGUCAACCCCUUCCUCUACACGCUGCUCACCAGGAACUACCGCGAGCACCGGCGACGGCCGCCCCGCCCCCGGGGAGUCAGCCGGCCCGGGCGUGCCGGCCCCUUCCUGCCACGUCGGGUCCGCUUCCAGCGCGGCUCCGGCCGCUCGCUGUCCUCCAGCGGCCAGCAGGCCACCGAGACCGCCACAGCGUCCCAGGCGGCCUCGAGAGUGGUCUGCGCCUGA
Molecule: messenger RNA, 1155 nt
Organism: Odobenus rosmarus divergens (Pacific walrus)
Lineage: Eukaryota; Metazoa; Chordata; Mammalia; Carnivora; Odobenidae
Gene: UTS2R
Product: urotensin 2 receptor
Exons: 1
Coding region: 1-1155 (384 amino acids)
Biological process (GO): blood vessel diameter maintenance; neuropeptide signaling pathway; regulation of blood pressure
Cellular component (GO): membrane
Molecular function (GO): urotensin II receptor activity
Source: RefSeq, a predicted model, not a curated record